Molecule: messenger RNA, 1279 nt
Organism: Ilex paraguariensis (yerba mate)
Lineage: Eukaryota; Viridiplantae; Streptophyta; Magnoliopsida; Aquifoliales; Aquifoliaceae
Source: the annotation of a GenBank genome assembly
CAGCGUCCUACUUUGUCCCCAUUAAUCUCUCUCUCUCUACUCUGGUUCUAUCUGUGCGACUGAGAAAUCAAACCAUGGAGGAUCACGAUGAUUGGGGUCUCCAGGCGGUGGUCAGAAGCUGCGCAGCCACCUCCUCUUCCUCCGCUACCAUCAACACCAGUACCACUUGCUCUGUAGAUGAUUAUUCUUGGCUCAGCUUUCAAGCACAAGAAGAAAAUCUGUUUCCACGCUUUCCAGAUCUGCUUGAACCAAGAAGUGGGAGUAUUGAGGAGUUACAUGAUCUAUAUAAACCAUUCUUUCCCAAAACACCACCUCUUUCUCCACAAAUCAUACCCAUAUCACCCUUUUCUGUUCUUGGAGGAAUACAAGAUCUAUCACAACCACAACAGCAAAAACAACAAAAACAAGAACUACUUCAAGCAAAGCAGCCUGUUCUUGGUGGCUCUAGAAGUACAAUAGCUGGUGGGUCUACUGCUCAAACUCCAAGGUCAAAAAGAAGGAAGAAUCAAUUGAAGAGGGUUCGUGAAGUGCCAGCAGAGGGUUUAUCAUCUGAUACAUGGUCUUGGAGAAAGUAUGGGCAAAAACCCAUCAAAGGCUCUCCUUACCCAAGGGGUUAUUACAGAUGUAGCACCUCAAAGGGUUGUAUGGCCCGAAAACAAGUGGAGCGAAACAGAUCCGACCCGGGUAUGUUCACUGUCACCUACACAGGCGAACAUAACCACCCCAUACCCACUCACCGGAACUCGCUAGCCGGAGUUAGCCGCCAGAAGCCUACCAGCUCCCAAACCGUCACCGCCGAUGAGACCAUCAAACCCUCUUUCUCAUCUCCAGUCUCACCGGCGGGUAGUCUCUCUCCGGCGACGGAAAAGACGGAGAGCAGAGAAGAGAGAGAAGACAACUUGGAGGUAGAAGAUGAAGAUGAUGGGUUAUUGGGUUUCUCUGAUAUGGCCAUGAGUGAUGAUUUCUUUGUGGGUUUGGAGGAACUCGCCGGCCCGGCCGACAAAGAUUGCUCUCCCGAUCACUCGCCGGCGAGUUUGCAAUUCCCUUGGUUGACAAACAGUGCUACGACCACCGCCGCCAGCGGUCAUUGACUUUGCUGCAAUGGUGACACGUGACAGUGGGCGUGAAAUGAUGCUUUUCUUCGCAUUCACUUUUCUUUCCAUCUUUUUGUACGAGAGAGAGAGAGAGAGAGAGAGAGAGAGAGAGAAUCCACCAACACAAAGUAUCUGCCAAUUGCAAUGUCAUUGUUCGUGUAAUAGGCAGUCCUGAAGAAAAAGAA